AAGUGGGGUGUUGUUGAUAUAAACCAAACCUCGGAGGGCCUGUAAUUGCAAAUUAAGCCAAAACAAUCCAGUCGCAAAAUAAUCCCCUCUGCCCUUUCACUGAAAAUCCCAAUUACACACACAACACACACACACACACACAGCGGAAGAAGAAGAAGAAGAAAUGUUUCUAACGAACAAAUUGCCAAGAUUCCAUUCACACUUUCUAAUCGCACCUCUCACAUCUCCAAAACCCCAACAAAGAUUCUUCCUAAUCACCUCAACCCUCUUAUCCAAAACCAAACCCGAACCCGAAUCCUCGCCCCUAGCAGUACCCCUCUCCCACUUCUCCACCCCCACCACCACCUCCGCCGCCGUGGUUCGGUCGCCAGGCGGCCAGGAGCAAGGAAGCUUGCUGCUUUCUCCAGAAAACCUCUUCUUCCCACCAGAAACAGACGUCUCGUCGAUUAAGAAGGCGCCGCUGAGCGCGAGAAUACUGAAGGGGUCGAACAUUGUGGUGGGGAAGUACGCCGGCGGCACCGUCGACGUGGUGAAUGCUGAUUUUGUUAAGAGCAGCGUGACGACUGAGGACUGCCCCUCCGAUGGGAUACCGGAGUUCGCCCUCGUCGGCCGGUCCAAUGUCGGCAAAUCGUCGCUUCUUAACUCGCUCGUUAGGCGCAAGAAACUCGCUCUUACUUCCAAAAAGCCCGGAAAAACACAAUGCAUCAACCAUUUUCGCAUCAACGACAGCUGGUACCUGGUGGAUUUGCCUGGCUACGGUUAUGCAUCUGCGCCACACGAGGUACGAACGGACUGGGCGAAAUUCACUAAAGACUACUUCAUAAACCGGCCAAACCUUGUGUCUGUAUUCCUUCUAAUUGAUGCCAGCAUUCCUGCUAAAAAGAUUGAUCUCGAGUAUGCUAGUUGGUUGGGACAAAAUCAGAUUCCGAUGACUUUGGUAUUCACGAAAUGUGACAAACGGAAGAAGAAAAAGAAUGGAGGAAAAAGGCCCGAAGAAAACGUGCACGAUUUUCAGGCAUUGAUACGAGAUUUCUUCACUACAGCACCACCUUGGAUUAUGACAAGCAGUGUCACUAAUCAAGGCCGUGACGAAAUAUUGCUGCACAUGUCCCAGUUAAGGAAUUACUGGCUCAAGCAUUAACUCGUUUUUUCGAGACCGCCUAUAAAUUAUUUCGUUUAUCGAGAUUUCUGUAAUAGCAACCUUAAAUUAGAGUACUAAUUUACGUUUUUCAGUCGAGUUUUUUUUUUUUUU
This is a messenger RNA of Erythranthe guttata (spotted monkey flower), 1252 nucleotides long. Its product is annotated as P-loop containing nucleoside triphosphate hydrolases superfamily protein. Gene Ontology annotation, molecular function: GTP binding. Lineage: Eukaryota; Viridiplantae; Streptophyta; Magnoliopsida; Lamiales; Phrymaceae. The record is from RefSeq and is a predicted model, not a curated record.